AUGGCAUCGUCAACCAGAUUGCUCCGACAGGCACAGCGCACCCUGCAGGCCUCGCCACGAACCUCCAUUUACGAUUUCCUCGCACCCGCCGCGGUCUUCCCCCCAACCUCGCGACCACGGCCCGGCGGCGGCGUGAGCAGCACAAACAGCGGCGCAACAGCAACAGGUAAAAAAAGCCGGCGCAAACCCCUGACACAGGCACAGCGCGACUACCUCUCGUCGGCCCUGCGCGUGAACCAGGCGGGCGAGCUAGCGGCGACGCUCAUCUACACGGCGCAGACCCCGCCCCUGGUGCGGCGGCACCCACACCUGCGGCCGCUGAUGCGACACAUGUACGAGCAGGAGGAGGGCCACCUGAACACGUUCAACGCGCUGCUGGCGCGGCACCGCGUGCGGCCGACGGCCAUGUACCCGGUGUGGUCGGCGCUCUCGUACGGGCUGGGGUGGUCGACGGCCGUGCUGGGGCGGGAGGCGGCCAUGGCGUGCACGGAGGCUGUCGAGACGGAGAUUGGCGACCACUACAACUCGCAGAUCCGGGUGCUGCUGGAGAUGGUGGGGCGGUGGGAGGAGGAAGGGUACGAGGUGGGCGAGGAGUUCCGGGCGCUGAUCGGCACGCUGCGCAGGAUACGGGACGAGGAGCUGGAGCAUCUUGACCAUGCGGUCGAGCACGAUGCCAAGAAGGCGGAGCCGCACUGGUUGCUGACGGGGGUGAUCAGGGCGGGGUGCCGGGGGGCGAUCUGGGUGAGCGAGAGGGUGUAG
Molecule: messenger RNA, 759 nt
Organism: Cryphonectria parasitica EP155
Lineage: Eukaryota; Fungi; Ascomycota; Sordariomycetes; Diaporthales; Cryphonectriaceae
Product: COQ7-domain-containing protein
Exons: 2
Coding region: 1-759 (252 amino acids)
Biological process (GO): ubiquinone biosynthetic process
Cellular component (GO): mitochondrial inner membrane
Molecular function (GO): 3-demethoxyubiquinol 3-hydroxylase activity
Source: RefSeq, a predicted model, not a curated record